Messenger RNA from Salvelinus sp. IW2-2015, 3642 nucleotides. RefSeq names its product contactin-2. Gene Ontology annotation, biological process: axon guidance; cell-cell adhesion; brain development. NCBI's taxonomy places the organism in Eukaryota, Metazoa, Chordata, Actinopteri, Salmoniformes, Salmonidae. Gene Ontology annotation, cellular component: axon; plasma membrane. Gene Ontology annotation, molecular function: cell-cell adhesion mediator activity. The record is from RefSeq and is a predicted model, not a curated record.
ACAAGCAGCGAAAGAAAAGCGGCUGCUUUUCGAGAGAGAGCAUCCUUAUAGGACAGGGGCUGCAGUUUGACUAAAGUGCUUAGUGCAGAAGGGGGAGACAGGAAAAACGAGUGAGCAACGACAAAAGAAGAGCGAGGGUGGGAGGGGCAACAAAGAUCUGUCAGAUGAGGCUUGAGACGCUUCUAUUUUCUGUGUGGUCUCCUUUAUUACAGGGCGUUCUGAACGGGCAGCAUCAGUGUGUCUCUUGCGCAUGAUCAGCUGUCUACACAUCCCUUCUGCCGGGAGUCAACACAUAUCUCAGCAUCUCUCCGCCAGAGACAGAAAGAAAAACACCUCUCCUCCGCUAAUUGAGGCACUGAUAAGCCUCUUCUCCUUCCUCCUGGUGUGGUUCUGAUCCGGUUCAGUUCUGAUCUGAGCGUGAGAAUGGUGCGUUUGCUGAUUCUGUUGAGCCUCAGCUCUUUAGCUCUGAGCUACGCUGUCGGCGGGGACGUGUGCAUAACGGGUCAUGACAGUGGACCAGUGUUUGAGGAGCAGCCCAGCAGUGUGGUUUACCCAGAGGGUCUCAGUAAGGGAACAGUUACUCUCAGCUGCCAGGCUAGAGCCAGCCCUGCUGCUACGUACAGGUGGCAUGUGAAUGGUACGAAUGUCCCGGUAGGGGACCCCCGGUAUACACUGGUAGCCGGUAACCUGGUGAUCAGUGGUCCCCAGUACGGCAGUGACGGAGGCUCCUACCAGUGUCUGGCCAUGAACCGCUGUGGCACCAUACUCAGCCGCGUCGCCAAUCUCAAAUUCGGCUACCUCCGUGACUUCUCUGGGGAAGGGCAGAGCCCAAAGACAGUGUACGAGGGUGCAGGUGCCUUCCUGGCCUGUCAGGCUCCCGCCCACUACCCAGCGCUGUCCUACCGCUGGUUCGUUAACGACUUCCCCAGCUUCGUGAAGCCUGARGGGGGUCGGUGGUUCGUCUCCCAGGUAACGGGCAACCUGUACCUGGCCAAGGCGGAGCCUAACGAUACAGCAAGCUACUUUUGCUUCACCACCAUCGACAUGGACAUCAGUACCAAGAGUACCUUCAGCAAGGCCAACCAGCUCACCGUGCAGCCAGACGCCAAUGCCAGGAAGUCAGCUCCUGCUAUCAAAGUGCGUUUUCCAGCAGAGACCUACGCCCUGGCAGGACACACCACCCAGCUGGAAUGCUUUGCCUACGGAAAUCCUGUCCCAAAGUUGCGUUGGAGGAAGGUGGAUGGUCUGUUGCCGUCUAAGGCCGGGGCCAGUGCAGAGGGACCCAUCCUCACUCUGCCUGAGGUGACCUUCCAUGACGAGGGAGUGUACGAGUGUGAGGCCUACAACUCUGAGGGCCGCGACACACACCAGGGACGCAUCAACGUGCAAGCCCAGCCAGAGUGGCUGCAGGUGAUGAGUGACUCUGAGGUGGAGAUCAGUUCAGAACUGCACUGGACCUGUGUGGCUGCUGGCAAACCAAGACCCUCCAUACGCUGGCUACGCAAUGGACAGCCCCUUAGCACACAGGACCGAGUGGAGGUCAAUGGGGGUCGUCUGAAGGUCAUCAACCUGGCACUGGAGGAUUCUGGGAUGUAUCAGUGUGUGGCUGAAAACAAACACGACACCAUCUACUCCAACGCCGAACUGAGGGUGCAAGUCCAGGCCCCAGARUUCCGCUCCAACCCGGUGAGGAGGUUGGUCCCAGCAGCCCGAGGGGGGCAGGUGAUGUUGGAGUGUCGGCCGCGAGCCGCCCCAAAACCUACCCUGUUCUGGAGCCGUGGCACUGAGCUCCUCACAAACAAUAGCAGGGUGACAGUGACUCCAGAUGGGAUCCUGUGGAUCCACAACAUCAGCAGGGCAGAUGAGGGGAAGUACACCUGUUUUGCUGAGAACUACUUGGGCAAGGCCAACAGCACUGGACACCUGUCAGUUAGAGAUGCCACUAAGAUCACCCUAGCUCCCUCCAACGCUGACAUCAACCAGGAAGAGAACGUCACGCUGCAGUGUCACGCGUCYCAUGACCCCACCAUGGACCUCACCUUCACCUGGGCUCAUAAUGGAGCUAUGCUGGACCUGGAGGACCCCGCCGGACCGUACCACCGUGUGGAGGGGAAGGAGACCAUAGGUGAUCUGUUGAUAGUGAGUGGUCAGCUGAGUCAGGCAGGUACAUACAGCUGUACAGCUCAGACCGUGGUGGACAGCGCCUCAGCCUCCGCUAAACUGGUGGUCAGAGGUCCCCCGGGACCUCCCGGCGGUUUGGUGGUGAAGAACGUUGCCGCGACGUCGGUGGAGUUGCGGUGGAGUCGUGGCUAUGACAACCACAGCCCCAUCGGGAAGUAUGUUAUCAUGGGUCACUCUCCGCUGUCUCCUGGUUGGAAGAGGAUGAGGACAGACCCAUCUAACAUUGAAGGCAAUGCGGAAUCGGCUCGUGUGGUUGGCCUGUUGCCCUGGAUGGACUAUGAGUUCCAGGUCAUCGCCAGUAACAUCCUGGGUAGUGGAGAGCCUAGCAUGUCCUCUCACACCGUACGCACCCAGCAAGCAGGUCCCACAGUUGCCCCUAGUGGACUAGGUGGAGGAGGAGGAGACCGCAACGAACUCAUCAUCACCUGGACCCCCAUGGCCAGAGAGUACCAGAAUGGAGAUGGCUUUGGCUACAUCCUGGCAUUCCGGAAGCGGAACACUCCGACAUGGGUGGUGGAGCGUGUUUCCAACGUGGAGUCGUCUCGCUAUGUGUACUCCAACCAGAGCCUGUCCCCCUACUGCCCGUUUGAGGUGAAGAUCAAAGCCUACAACCGUAAAGGAGAGGGUCCCUUCAGCCAGAUCGCCCUGGUGCACUCUGCAGAGGAGGAGCCCACGGUGGCGCCCUCGAGGAUCAACGCCACGGCUCUGACGGCAUUCGAGAUGCAGGUGUCGUGGGACCCGGUCCAACACCUCAGCGCCAAUGGCAUCCUCAGAGGUUACGAGAUCCGGUACUGGCGUCAGCAUGAGCGGGAGGCAGCUGCAGACCGUGUGCGUACAGCCGGGUUGGAGACAACGGCUCGCGUGGCAGGACUGAGACCCAACACCCGGUACCAUGUUACCGUGCUGGCCUACAACAGCGCUGGGACAGGACCAGCCUCACCCAAAUCCACUGUCACUACCAGGAGACCACCUCCUAAUCGCCCCCCUGGCAACGUGUUCUGGAAGACUGAUGGCUCAUGGGUAACUGUGAGGUGGGAUCAUGUCAAGGCCCUAGACAACGAAUCAGCUGUACUGGGCUACAAGGUGUUGUAUAAGCAUGAGGGCCAGUCUGCACUGAAGGUUCUGGACAAGGGGAAAACGUCCGUCACCCUGCCCCUACCCAAAGACAACGGCUAUGUGGUCCUGGAGAUACGCUCCUGGGGGGAGGGAGGAGACGGAGCCGCACACGAGACCAUUGUUUCCCGCGACUCAGGAACUGGAAUGAUGGUGCAGAACCAAGCAAGUUCCCCAUGGUCCAAUCACGCUCCUCUCCUUCUCACCGCCACACUCUCCCUCACUCUUAUUGGCUUACUGGACCUGUGAUCUCCGCCAGUCCCUGGACAUUGUGUCAUAGUCAUGGUGUCAAGCCUAUUGUUCAGAUUCACCUAUCUAUUGUUUUGUUGUGGCGGGGAGGGGAAUUUG